UGUCAAAGUGUCAAUGGUCGCCAGUUGUCAGUCAGUUUUAUUUACCUUCUUUCACUACGAUUUGUUUUUCACAAUAAAAAUUAGCAAUAUCUCACGUUAAUUCUUAUUCGAAUAACUUAAAAACAUGAGUUGUUUCGAGAAUAUGACUAUGCCUAGUUGUGUGUGGUUUGAAAGCGGAGAGAAGCGCAAUAUCGUGGCAUCUAUAAUAUCAGGACUUUUGUUCUUUACAGGAUGGUGGUUUAUCAUAGAUGCUGCGACAGUGUACCCUGGGAACCUGCCUAAUGCAUCUCAUGUGUGUGGUGUUAUGGCUACCCUGUCACUCAUCAUGGUCAACUCCGUGUCUAAUGCACAGGUGCGUGGUGAGACAUACACGGGAGGUUGCAUGGGGCCUCGCGGUGCCCGUCUCUGGCUCUUCCUUGGCUUUGUCGUCGGCUUCGCGUCCCUCAUUGCUGCCUGCUGGAUACUGUUUGCGAACUAUGUUAAUGCUGGAAGCACCAAGUCAGCAUGGCCCGGUGUGAGCCUGUUCAUGCAGAACGCCUUUAUCUUUGCCGGUUCACUUGUAUUUAAGUUCGGUCGCACUGAGGACUUGUGGGGAUAGACCAGUAAUCUCGUACCUUUUCCAUGAUUCACAUGUCUAGUUACGAUUGUGUCAUUUACUUCCACUAUUUUGCUUAAAUUGAUUUUAUUUGAUAUAGUCACAAAGAUAUUUUUUUAACAUUAUUUCGUUUUCUUACGAUGUAAGUGCUUACUCUAUGUAACUUUGCUUCCAACGCUAACGGAUUGAGAUUAGCUAAACCAUUCCCAUAAUUGUGACUAGACAUAUACAUCAAAGGACUUAUAUUAUCUAGAAUAAAUAACUUUAAAAUCAUAGGUAAAGUUUUUAGUGUAUUUUACAUAAUUAUUAUUACUCUCGUAUAAGAUAAAGUUUAUUCCAAUAAUUAUUUUUUAUUACACUAGUGUGGAAUGAGACCAAUAAAAAACUGUUUGUAUAAAUAAAUAACUUUAUUGAUUUGGCAUUAAUAAAUUACAUUGAUUGAAGUACAUUAAAGAUCUUAUUAAGAGUA
Spodoptera litura is the source of this 1064-nucleotide messenger RNA. Its product is annotated as transmembrane protein 50A. The record is from RefSeq and is a predicted model, not a curated record. Lineage: Eukaryota; Metazoa; Arthropoda; Insecta; Lepidoptera; Noctuidae.